GGACGGGGGAAACAAGAUCCGACGCUAUAAAUUUCAACUCGAUUCCCAAAUAUUAACCAGUUGUUACAUAUUACCGACUUAGUUGUCGUGUAAAGUGGCUGACCCCAUCAUGAAGGUGUACUACCUCCUCUUGGUGAGUGCAAUUUGCGUUUGGAUCACCCCGACACGUUCUCAAUUUUUCUAUUCACAUUACACUCCUCUAUCAAGCCCGAUUUUCUCUCAAACUUUCCUUCCAACGCUUCCUGCAGUCUCAUACACGCCACGAGUCGCUUCCACUUCUUCAAUUACUUACAACAUACCGAAUAUUCCCACAGUUGAAUAUCGCGGAUUUGGCUAUCGCACCGAUUACAAAGAUGGGGCUAGUUCGACUGUUUUCUACGUCACAGGACCGGAAGCUCAACACUUGAGGAGUUUCAAAGAUUUCCCGAGUUUCGCACGAAAACUGCAAGAACCGAUGCCCGGAAAAGCCCGGAGUCUAGCCUCGGAUCUCACUGAUAUUAACGCCAUCCCUGAUGCUAAUCAAAAAAUACAAAAUAUUUUACAACCGGCCGAUUUUGAUAGAUUAUUCGAUGCUGCAACUCCCGGAGUUGUGAAUUUUUAUUCGUUCCCUGCCGGAACUGUUCCUUUGGCUUUGGCGAGACAAUUAAAUACGACAAAUGUCACGACAACUACGCCCUCGAGUAAAGAAGAGGAACAUGAAGCUGCUGAAAGUGUCGUCAGUUCGAAAGUUGUUAUCAACGCGAUUGAUAAUAUGAUUAAAUCAAACGGAACGACGAGCGAAAAUACCACCACAACUACUGCGAAAGCAGUGGAAAGCUCGACCGAGGCGAAACUUGAAACUACAACCGCGUUUUUAGUUAAUGUAGAAGAUGAGGAUACUACAACGAAUUCGAAUGAAGAAAUAACCACUCAAGUGUAAAACAACUGGAAAUUAGGGAUCAAUUUUAAAUAAAAAUAGAAUGAAUUAUUUUGUUUAGAUAAUUGUGAACAAAAUGUUAAUGACCACCAAAGUCCCCUCAUUAAUAAAUCAAGUCAAUAUGUAUUUUAGAGUUCCUAACAAGCUAAUAAAAUUCAUCUUACAUCAAAAUUACGUUUAA
This is a messenger RNA of Tribolium madens (black flour beetle), 1097 nucleotides long. RefSeq lists its product as uncharacterized. The transcript has 2 exons. Bases 110 to 919 code for a protein of 269 amino acids. NCBI's taxonomy places the organism in Eukaryota, Metazoa, Arthropoda, Insecta, Coleoptera, Tenebrionidae. The record is from RefSeq and is a predicted model, not a curated record.